This is a messenger RNA of Athalia rosae (coleseed sawfly), 4707 nucleotides long. RefSeq names its product nidogen (gene Ndg). Lineage: Eukaryota; Metazoa; Arthropoda; Insecta; Hymenoptera; Athaliidae. The transcript is spliced from 21 exons. The record is from RefSeq and is a predicted model, not a curated record. Bases 131 to 4318 code for a protein of 1395 amino acids. Gene Ontology annotation, molecular function: calcium ion binding; protein binding. Gene Ontology annotation, biological process: cell-matrix adhesion.
UUGUCAGUGUAAAGUUGGAGUUGAUUAGGAGAGGAGCAAGUUAAAGACUGCAGUCAAGUCGUUUCAGUUACUCUUCAGUGGAAGAACGUCGCUCGUUUCUAAUACAGUUGUGCUAAGACGCUCCAAGAGGAUGGUGGUAGCUGCAGGCGACGUGCGGACGGCCCUCCUCUUGGCCCUCGCGGCAACCCUUCAAGGGUCCUUCGUGGUUCACGCAAUUCUCAGGCAGGAUCUUUACCCCCAUGACGGAAUCGGAUCCUCGUUGCUCGAAUUGAACGCCGAGGGUCAGUUGGAGUCGGUCGAAGUAAAUCUCAAGACACCGAUCACCUUCUACGAAAGCAUUUACGAGACGGUAUUCGUCAAUGGGAACGGAGUCUUGUCGUUUUUGGCUCCGAUGGAGAGGUUUUUCAACAUCCCAUUCCCUCUGGACUAUCCGAUAAUCUCUCCGUUGUACACCCACGUUGAUACGAGGGGGUCGGGAUCCGUUCAUUGGUGGGAGACCGACGCGCCCGACGUGAUAUCGAAAGCUGGUGAUACGAUACGUCGGGUAUUCAAAAGUGGGAAAGAUUUUUACCCGAGUCACGUUUUCAUAGCGACUUGGAAGGACGUCGGCUACUACAGCGAGAAAAGCGAUAAAAUAAACACCUACCAAGUCGCGAUCAGUUCUAACGGAUCUCACAGCUUCGCCGAGUUCCUCUAUCCCGACGAGGGCGUUCAAUGGAUUCAAGCUGAUUUCCAUCCCAGCGGAUUACCCGACGCCAAAGCUCAGGCUGGGGUUGUUGCUAGGGACGGGAGGAUGUACACUUUCAAAGGAUCGGGAACAGAUCAGAUACAGAACAUCGACAAAUGGUCGAACGUCAACAACCCCGGACAAUGGGUUAUCGGAAUCGGUCCAAUUCCGGACUCCGCGAAUGUCCAGCUACCCGACAACAUAGAAGACGCUCCCGCUAACAACGAAAUUCCCAGCUGCCUCACCGGAGCUACCAGUUGCCACAGUAGAGCCGAAUGCAUCGACUACAGCGAGGGUUUUUGCUGUCUCUGCAAAACAGGUUUCUUUGGCAAUGGAAAGUUCUGCCAGCAAAAUGAUUUACCUCUUCGAGUCACCGGAAAAGUUUUUGGUUUCGUGAACGGACAGGAUUUCCCAGCUAAGGAUUUACAGUGUUACGUUCAAACGAAAGACGGAAGAACGUACACGGCGAUCUCUAAGGUUCCGGAAAUCAUUGGCUCAAAAUCUCAGCUUCUCAGUAAUUUGGGCGGCGCUCUUGGAUGGCUCUUCGCCCGAUCCAUAGAGAACACGAAAAACGGAUACCAAUUAACCGGUGGGGUGUUCAAUAUGACCGCUGACAUCGUCUUCACGAAUACCGGGGACAAGAUAACAAUCCGUUCGAGAUAUCUGGGCCUGGACGUCUUCGGUCAGUUAAAAAUGGAGGCGGAGAUCAGGGGAUCGUUACCGGAAAUGGCGGAAGACGCUCGUGUCGAGUAUGAGGAUCACGAAGAGUUGUACACGAAGACACAGCCGGGAACGAUUCUAUCCCAAAGCAGUAGAUCGUACAAAUUGAUUGGAGAUACUCCAGAAGUCGAUUAUCCCUUCACUCAAUCCAUCGUUAUAAACUAUCAGAGAUGCGAAUACGCCCCUGACGACGGUAAGGAGGACACUGUCAGACUGAAAUUCUCGAGGGGUUUGACCAGUUACGAAGCGAGGGAGCAAAUCAUACGGUUUGCAAUGAACACCAAAGUCGCUCCCCUGGAGGAAGAGGAUCCCUGUAUCCAGGGACGCACUCAUUGCGGGGAUCACAGCUCGUGUAUCGUAGAAGGGGACAGCUACAAGUGCGUCUGCAAUCCUGGCUAUCAAUUCCUCUACGAGGACGAUGGUAGCGCGAACUGCGUGGACGUGAACGAGUGCACAGCGGGUACCCAUUUGUGUUCCCCUGAUGCGUCCUGUAUCAACAACGAAGGAAGUCACCUGUGUCAGUGCUUGGAAGGUUUUUACGGGGACGGACGCACCUGCGGCAAAAUGCCAUCCUGCGAUGACACGGACUGCGGGGCCUACGCGGAGUGCAACAUGGUCGAAGGGACACCUGUAUGUUCGUGUUCGUCGGGCUUCGAACAAACCGAAGAAGGCUGCUAUCCGGUCAGGGAAUUAAUAUGCGACGACAAAGUUUGCUCUCCGUACGCGUACUGCGCCGAAGACGCUGCUCGGGGCACCUCGGAGUGCGUUUGUGUCAGCGGAUUCGUGGGAAACGGUUACAACUGCGAACCAGAUUUCGAGACAGCCUCGUCGACCGUUUCCUAUCAAACGGAACAACCGCCAACACCGCAAUGCAUUUUAAACCAAUGCUGGUGCCCGUCGGAAGAUGGAUGGAAAUAUCAAGAUGAUUCCUGCGUAAAAAUCAACCCCGAGGAUGGAUCCGUAACGGAUGGUUACAAUCGGCCCGAAACAAGCACCACAGAGCAAGAAGGUAGCUCGGACUUAUCAGCCCGACCGGUACCCGAAUGCCUUCAGGAGACUGGUGACUGUAUUUGCCCCUGGGGAUAUGCCUACGAUCGUCGAAGGGACAUUUGUGUUCCCCAACCCGGAUACAACCACGAGACGAUGGGUCCGUCUGGAUCCCGAUUAUCCUGCAAUGUCAUGAAUAUCUGCCAUCCCUACGCGCAAUGCGUUUUCGUACCGGAUAACAAGGAUCGCUACGAGUGCCAAUGCAACGUGGGCUACGACGGCGAUGGAUACGAAUGCAGAAAAACUGAAAUCACGUGCCUAGAAGUAGACAUCUGCGAUCCCAACGCAGCUUGUCGACAGGAAGAACCCACCGGAGCCAAAUGCGUCUGCAAUCCAGGAUUCGAGGGUGACGGAUCGACUUGCACGCCAAUCGACGCUUGUAGUCAAGACGCCGAUUGCGGUCAGAAUCAAUUCUGCGCAUACAACUUGGAGACGUCGAGGUACUUCUGUUCCUGCUCCCCUGGGUAUCAACGCGUAGACGAUGUCUGCGUGGUCACCGAUUGUUCGACGAAUCCUUCCGAAUGUCACCUGCACGCACAGUGCGUUACAUCCCCUACCGGCGGUUACAUGUGCGUUUGUUUACCUGGAUACAAUGGCGAUGGGGUUCGUAUUUGCCGAGAGGAUCACGUCGGAUGCAAUAUUAUCAAUAAUUGUGGAGAGAACGCCGUCUGUGGAUAUCAACAAGCCACCGGUAGCUACGCUUGCGAAUGCAAAGCGGGAUACUACUGGGAUGGUUUCAAUUGCCUUCCAGAGUCUUCGUGUAAAACCGAUCCCAGAUUGUGUUCCGCUGACGCGACUUGCGUCCCAGCUGGAGAGAACCGAUUUGCGUGUGUCUGCAACGCAGGUUUUGCCGGGGACGGUGUCGAGUGCAAAAUCAUCCCUCGUUACGACUCUAACAUCCUUUUGGUAAACCAGGGAACGGCGAAUUUGAGGAUACCAUUUUUCCCAACACCAGAUCAUCCCGGAAGUCUCAUCUUCAUUGACUUUAAGCAGAUGGCCAUCGGGCUCGAUAUCGAUUGCGUGAAUGGAAGAGCUUACUGGAGCGAUAUCACAGGGCACCAAAUUCGGUCAAUGACUUACAAUGGCUCGGAUUCCAAAGUUUUCAUAGGGGAUGUGGGCGGUUCCGAAGGACUGGCGAUUGAUUGGAUAUCGAGGAAUAUAUUUUGGACGGAUUCCAAUAAGAGAACGAUCGAGGUCGCGAACUUGGAGAGUAUGAAGAGAAAAGUCCUCUUCGUUGAAGGACUCACGAAUCCAAGAGGAAUAGCUGCUCACCCUUACAGAGGAAAGAUCUUCUGGUCGGACUGGAAUCGAGAAUCUCCGAAGAUCGAAUGGUCCAACGAAGACGGAAGUGAACGCGGAAUUUUCUUACAAAAUGAACAUGUUAAAGUGCCAAAUUCAUUAGCGAUCGAUUGGUCAACAGAUGAACUGUGUUGGGGAGAUGCUGGGCUAUUCGUCAUAAGUUGUGCAAACAUCGACACCCGUUCAAUUCGUGUUGUUGCAACAGAGCUGUCAUAUCCAUUUGGCUUAGCGAUAUCACAAAAUCAUUAUUACUGGACAGAUUGGAACACGCAAAAAAUUGAAAUCGCGUCGAAAAAUUCUGGCGAGAGGAAUAAGCCUCUAGAAAUUCCUCUCGGUGGAAGCGAUAAACUUUUCGGGAUUGUAGCAGUCCCCGAAUUCUGUCCUGAGGUUUCGAACGUGUGCCAAUACGAGUUUGGCAGAUGUAAUGAGGACCAACUCUGUCUUCCGGAUGGUCAGGGUGGACGAACGUGCGCGUGUGCCGAUAACGCUUCUGGUCCGUGCACCAACGAGUACCAGUCUUCGUAGAUAAGAUCCCUUGACACGAAUUUUUGUUUGCUGUUUUUUUUCGCUAUCUUAAUGUCGCGGUGUAAAGAUCAAAAAAGAGGCUAUUCACCGCUGUAUUCAAAUGAUAAAAAACUAAUAUUUUACUGUACGCCAGUAAUUAUGCAUGACAAGAAUUGUAUAAAAAUUUGUACUCUCAUUAAAUUGAGCUUACUGCAAGAAAGAUAAAAAGUUACAUGUAAGUUCAUACGUAUAAGAAAACUAAUGUCACCAGAUAGACUAGCUUCAAUAUGCUCAUGUUUUUCGUAAUAUCACUUUUAAAAAUAUGUUAUUUUGUAUUCCAGCUCUCACUGUGUAAAAUAGACUCUUAAUCAUGUAUGUAUUUAGUGUUAUUUAAUAAAAAUUUGAACGAA